CAGGCCCGAGGGUAUAUAAGAGGGUGCGCAACGGCUCUAUUUGCUCCUGCGCAGACGUUGUGGCGGAGGAGGAAGCAAUAUGGCAUCCACUAGCCGUUUGGAUGUUCUUCCAAGAGUGACUUGCCCAAACCAUCCAGAUUCGAUUUUAGUAGAGGAUUAUAGAGCUGGAGACAUGAUAUGUUCAGAAUGUGGACUAGUAGUAGGUGACCGGGUCAUAGAUGUAGGAUCAGAGUGGAGAACUUUUAGCAAUGACAAAGCAACAAAAGAUCCAUCUCGAGUUGGAGACACCCAGAAUCCUCUCUUGAGCGAUGGAGAUUUGAGUACAAUGAUUGGCAAGGGCACAGGUGCAGCGAGUUUUGAUGAAUUUGGGAAUUCAAAGUAUCAGAAUCGCAGGACUAUGAGCAGCUCUGAUAGAGCAAUGAUGAAUGCUUUUAAAGAAAUUACUAAUAUGGCAGACAGGAUCAACCUCCCCAGAAAUAUAGUUGAUCGAACAAAUAAUUUAUUCAAGCAAGUGUAUGAGCAGAAGAGCCUGAAGGGAAGAAGUAAUGAUGCCAUUGCUUCUGCUUGUCUCUACAUAGCCUGUAGACAAGAGGGCGUUCCAAGAACAUUUAAAGAAAUAUGUGCAGUGUCCAGGAUUUCAAAGAAAGAAAUAGGCCGGUGUUUUAAGCUUAUUUUGAAAGCACUUGAAACCAGUGUUGAUUUGAUCACAACUGGGGAUUUCAUGUCAAGAUUUUGUUCCAAUCUGGGUCUUCCCAAGCAAGUACAAAUGGCAGCAACACACAUUGCACGUAAAGCUGUGGAACUGGAUCUGGUUCCUGGGAGGAGUCCCAUUUCUGUGGCAGCUGCAGCUAUUUAUAUGGCAUCACAAGCCUCAGCAGAGAAAAGGACACAAAAAGAGAUUGGAGAUACUGCUGGGGUUGCUGAUGUUACAAUCAGGCAGUCUUACAGACUUAUCUAUCCACGAGCUCCAGAUCUUUUCCCAGCUGACUUCAAAUUCGAUACCCCUGUGGACAAACUACCACAGCUGUAAAAUUACUAAGGUUAAGUUUAAUUUCUAAAGAACAUUUUAUGAUUUUUUGCCUAUAUGAAAGGAUGUACAAAGUGUUGAUACUGAGCCUUCAUAUUGUGGAACUGGAGAAGGAUGUGAAGAUCAAACAUAACUGCUGGAGCACAGCACACAUUCCAAGGGUAAACAAAAUCAUGUGUGGCAUUUUGUAUGUAUAUAUUAGUGAAAGUAAAUAUUUAAUGACUGUUACAACAAGCUUAAUUUCAUAUUGUACUUAUUUAGAUUUCUUUUGUAGGGAUCUAGUAAAAUGUAUUUUGGAAAAUGGAAAUGAUGUAAUUCCCAAAUAAACUGUUUUCCAAAAACAUGUA
Gavialis gangeticus (Gharial) is the source of this 1374-nucleotide messenger RNA. RefSeq names its product general transcription factor IIB (gene GTF2B). The transcript has 7 exons. NCBI's taxonomy places the organism in Eukaryota, Metazoa, Chordata, Crocodylia, Gavialidae. The coding region runs from base 80 to 1030 and encodes 316 amino acids. Gene Ontology annotation, molecular function: RNA polymerase II general transcription initiation factor activity; TBP-class protein binding. Gene Ontology annotation, biological process: transcription preinitiation complex assembly; transcription initiation at RNA polymerase II promoter. Gene Ontology annotation, cellular component: transcription preinitiation complex; nucleus. The record is from RefSeq and is a predicted model, not a curated record.